Messenger RNA from Panicum hallii, 2585 nucleotides. RefSeq names its product putative receptor protein kinase ZmPK1. The transcript has a single exon. NCBI's taxonomy places the organism in Eukaryota, Viridiplantae, Streptophyta, Magnoliopsida, Poales, Poaceae. The record is from RefSeq and is a predicted model, not a curated record. Gene Ontology annotation, molecular function: ATP binding; protein serine/threonine kinase activity. Gene Ontology annotation, biological process: protein phosphorylation; recognition of pollen. Bases 1 to 2472 code for a protein of 823 amino acids.
AUGAGCUCCAUCGCCGUCGCGUCCACACUGCUGCUGAUCACUGUCGGCUUGCUCCACGCAUCGCCACCCGCCGGAGCCGCUCGCGGCAGCCUCACCCGGGGCGCCGCCAUCGCCGUUGAGGACCACGCCACUGACUUCCUGGUGUCCCCGGAUGGCACGUUCGCCUGCGGGUUCUACAACGUGUCCCCCACCGUCUUCACCGUCUCCGUCUGGUUCGCGCGCGCCACCGGCCGCACCGUGGUCUGGACCGCCGCGCCCGCGCGCCCCGUGCACAGCAGGGGCGCCCGCCUCGCCCUUGACCGCCGCGGUGGCGUGCUCGUCCUCACGGACUACGACGGCGCCGUGGUGUGGAACUCCACCAGCGGCGGCGCCCAGACGGCGUCGCGCGCCCGGCUCCACGACACGGGCAACUUGGUGCUCGAGGACGCCGGCGGCAACACGCUGUGGCAGAGCUUCGACAGCCCCACAGACACGCUGCUCCCGGCGCAGCGGUUCACGGCGGCGAGGCACCUGGUGUCGCGCGGCGGCAGGGGCAGGCUGCUCGCCGCCGGCUACUACAGCCUGGGAUUCAGCGACUACGCCAUGCUCUCCCUCUUCUACGACAACCACAACUUCUCCAGCAUCUACUGGCCCAACCCCUACAACAACUACGUCGCCAACAAGCGCAAGAUCUACAACUUCACCCGCGAGGCCGCGCUCGACGCCAUCGGCCAGUUCCUCUCCAGCGACGACGCCGGCUUCGUCGCCGCCGACCUCAGCGCCGGCGUCAGGAGGCGCCUGACGCUGGACGCCGACGGCGACCUCAGGCUGUACAGCCUUGACGCGGCGACGGGGGCGUGGACGGUGGCGUGGAUGGCGUUCGGCAACCCCUGCAUCAUCCACGGCGUCUGCGGCGCCAACUCGGUGUGCCUCUACGCGCCCGCGCCGGCGUGCGUCUGCGCGCCGGGACACGAGCGCGCCGACCCCGGCGACUGGACCAAGGGAUGCCGGCCGGUGUUCCGCCACGACUGCUCGCGGCCGACGAAGCUGGUGGCGCUGCCGCAUACGGACUUCUGGGGCUACGACCUCAACGACGGCGAGAUCAUUCCGUUCGAUGAGUGCGCGCAGAGGUGCCUGGGCACCUGCGCGUGCGUGGCGUUCCAGCACAAGCAGAACAUGGAGUGCUACCUCAAGAGCGUCCUCUUCAACGGCAGGACGUUCCCGGGUUUGCCGGGGACCGUGUACAUCAAGGUUCCAGCCGACUUUGACAUGCCAGAGUUCCAAGUGCAUCAAUGGCGGGGGCACGGUGGCGCCCUUGCCAUCGAUGAAGACAUCCCCCGGUGCGACACCGGCAAUGGCAGUGCAGAGGUUCUCCUUCAUGUCUCCACCAAUAAUGGCGCGAGAGACGUGGGGAAGCCAGUGUGGCCGUACUUGUACGGAUUUCUUUCGGCCAUACUCGUCGUCGAGGCGGUCAUCAUCGGGUUCGGCUGCUGGCUCUUCUCCAGCAGGGGACUCUUCAGGCCAUCAAGGGUGUGGGCAGUUGAGGAAGGUUACAAGCUGAUCACCAACAACUUCCAGAGGUACACCUACUCGGAGAUCAAGAGAGCCACCGGCAACUUUACCGACGUGAUCGGCAGCGGCGGCUCCGGCGUCGUGUACAAGGGAAUUUUGGAGGACGACAGGGUAGUGGCCGUCAAGGUGCUCAAGAACGUGAGCCAGAGUGAGCAAGAGUUCCAGUCCGAGCUGAGUGUGAUAGGAAGGAUCUACCACAUGAACUUGGUCAGGAUGUGGGGGUGCUGCUCUGAGGGAAAACACAGGAUUCUGGUCUCUGAACACAUUGAAAAUGGGUCACUUGCAGAUAUGCUAUUUGACAGGGAGGCAUCAGAUACUGUUCUUGAUUGGAAUCAACGUUUUCAGAUCGCUUUAGGCGUUGCGAAAGGAUUGGCGUACCUUCACAGUGAGUGCUUGGAAUGGAUCAUCCACUGUGACAUGAAGCCUGAGAACAUACUUCUGGACAAGGAUUUGGAGCCUAAGAUAACCGAUUUCGGGUUGGCGAAACUGCUAAACCGAGACGGUUCCGAUGCGAAUCUGUCCCGGAUCAGGGGAACCAGGGGGUACAUGGCCCCAGAGUGGGUGUCCAGCUUACCGAUCACGGAAAAGGUUGAUGUGUAUAGCUAUGGAGUGGUGCUGCUUGAGCUAGUGAAGGGGGUUAGGAUUUCAGAAUGGAUGAUCCAUGGGGUUAAGUUUGCUGACAUGGUUACUAGGAUGGUUGUGAAGGCAGUCCAUGAGAAGAUGGAAACCGGUGAUCAGGAAAGAUGGGUGAAGGAUCUUAUCGAUCAUCGACUGAAUGGUGAGUUCGAUCAUGUGCAAGCGAAGGCGAUGCUUAAGAUCGCCAUUUCAUGCCUGGAGGAAGAUAGAGGCAAGCGGCCCAACAUGAGCACUGCUCUGCAGGCACUCAUGUCAGUUGAAGAUGAAGCAAGAGAAGACAUGUGAUUGUUUUUGCUGCCGGUCCAUGUUUCGUUGAACUGAAAUCUUUAAAAUCAAUACAGUACUCUGAUGUCAGCCCUCUUGCCAACCGAUCGUUUUAAUUAGGUUACUAAUUUUCU